Gadus morhua (Atlantic cod) is the source of this 2718-nucleotide messenger RNA. RefSeq names its product guanine nucleotide binding protein (G protein), beta polypeptide 2 (gene gnb2). The coding region runs from base 616 to 1638 and encodes 340 amino acids. Gene Ontology annotation, biological process: signal transduction. The record is from RefSeq and is a predicted model, not a curated record. Lineage: Eukaryota; Metazoa; Chordata; Actinopteri; Gadiformes; Gadidae. Gene Ontology annotation, molecular function: protein binding. The transcript is spliced from 10 exons.
GUCAUUCAUUUGUGGACGAGGAGGCGACAGUCAUGAAGUGAGGAGAGGGAGGAGGAGAAAGCUUCACAGCAGACCAAGAGAGGAAGGAAGGAGCACAGGGGUACAACGUCAUGAAAACGAGGAUCUGAGUGGAGAAAAAAAGACCCGAACCGAGCGAUCAUAUAUGUAGUGGAUGCACGGUUGUUCAUUUAGCGAACGAAUGCAGAGUAAUUGCGCUUAUUAUGUCCCACUGACGGCCGUGUUUUGUUAAGAUCUUAAAGACUGACCAUUUUGGAAAAGGAAUCGGCCACACAACAGCAGAUCUCAUCUCUACAAGAGCUCCCAGUACACGGAGAUAUGGAUUGCCUGUAGCUCUGUCGUGUGCCUGUUAUUCAACCUUUUUUUGGAGACCACAAAACCAACCAUCGAGAACCAACAAUUAGCCCCAUGCAUGGAGUAAACCGGAUUGGCAAUUCUCUGCACCUCGUUUUUUAAUGAGUAAAAGGACAUUCAAUUUCUUCUUGCACUCGGGCUCCCUGUGAAACAUUGAUUCCCGUUUUUUUACACCAGGAAAAAAGGCAGCAAAACCCAUCGGAGGCAUUAACAGCCAGGUGACCGGAGAGAACCAAGCCCAAGAUGAGUGAGUUGGAGCAGCUUCGACAGGAGGCAGAGCAGCUGAGGAACCAGAUCAGAGAUGCCAGGAAAGCAUGUGGCGACUCCACCCUGACACAGAUCACCGCAGGGCUGGAUCCCGUGGGGAGGAUUCAGAUGAGGACGAGACGCACCCUGCGUGGUCACCUGGCUAAGAUCUACGCCAUGCACUGGGGCACCGACUCCAGGCUUCUGGUCAGUGCUUCUCAAGAUGGAAAGCUCAUCAUCUGGGACAGCUACACCACUAAUAAGAUGCACGCCAUCCCCCUGCGCUCCUCCUGGGUGAUGACCUGCGCCUACGCCCCUUCCGGCAACUUUGUGGCCUGCGGCGGCCUGGACAACAUCUGCUCCAUCUACUGCUUGAAGACCCGCGAGGGCAACGUCCGGGUCAGCAGGGAGCUGCCGGGCCACACAGGCUACCUGUCCUGCUGCCGUUUCAUCGACGACAAUCAGAUCAUCACCAGUUCAGGGGACACUACAUGUGCAUUGUGGGACAUCGAGACGAGUCAGCAGACCACGGUGUUCUCGGGGCACAGCGGUGACGUCAUGAGCCUGUCCCUAUCUCCCGACUUCCGCACCUUUGUGUCGGGCGCCUGCGACGCCUCCAUCAAGCUGUGGGACAUCAGGGACAGCAUGUGUCGGCAGACCUUCACCGGCCACGAGUCCGACAUCAACGCCGUCUGCUUCUUCCCCAACGGCAGUGCCUUCGCCACGGGCUCGGACGACGCCACCUGCAGGCUGUUUGACCUGAGGGCGGACCAGGAGCUCAGCCUGUACUCCCACGACAACAUCAUCUGCGGCAUCACCUCCGUGGCGUUCUCCCGCUCCGGCCGCCUGCUGCUGGCCGGCUACGACGACUUCAACUGCAACAUCUGGGACGCCAUGAAGGGCGACCGAGCAGGGGUCCUGGCGGGCCACGACAACCGCGUGAGCUGCCUGGGGGUGACGGACGACGGCAUGGCCGUGUCCACCGGCUCCUGGGACAGCUUCCUCAAGAUCUGGAACUGAGCUGGAGGCUCCCGGAAAAAAACCCCGCACGCCGUUCUCCACGCAUAUCGACGACGACAAGACACAACACACACACACACACACACACACACAAACAACACAAGACACACACACAGAAGACACAUGCACACACACACAGACAGACCCCUAUUCACACUUUGGGAACACAUAGUUUGCACACUGUAUUUACACUGUACGUAAGAUAACACACAUACAAACAUUAUACUGUACAUAAUAUGUAUGAGAAUUAGGUAUGAGUUUGCACAAAUACACCAAUUUUCUUUUUUUUGUUGUAUGCAGUAAUGGUCCACAGGAGUUUUUGUUCACAGUGCCCACGAUAAUUAUACCAUUUUUUAAAUGUGACCAAAAUUAGCCUUUAGCAGCCCAUCCACCAAUAGGAACGUUGGAUUUUAAAUUCUUUAAGGCAAAUUUAACUCCCAACAAAACACAUGGACGCUCAAAAGUCAGUAAAUCAAGAUAAUUCCCACAAACACUAAAGAUAUCGGGAAAGGCAAGCGUUUACUGUUAGGUCCAAAAUGCACUUCCAAAUGAUUUCCCGCCGUUUUGUGCCCAAGUACAACACAUUGAGCGCAGGGGACAUUAAGUAAAAUAAGAGACGGAGGUUGUGAGGAAGGGAAUCAUCAACGUUUAUUACUACUGUGAGUGGCCAUUGGGAGUAUAGAAGACGAUACCGUCCGAAUAAUUGUUUUUUAAUUUUUGUUCUGGCUCACAAAAAAGGCAUAAUGUAGUUAAUGUUUUUAUAGGUAUUUACACCCACAUCUAUGAUUGUUUUGACUUUGAAGUUUAUGGUUAUUAUUAUAAUUAUUAUCAUUUUUAAACUUUAUUCUUAUUUUCAUGAUUUCCCUGUGUGCCUCAGAUACACUAAGGAUUAUGAAUGAUGAAAUUAAAUCAUGAACUCAAUGAGAUGAGAUUCUUAAAGAGGUAGAAAAAAAAAUAAAGAUAUCUUAAAGAAGCAGGGGCCAAUAUUCAUACUUUGACUUUGUCAAUAUAUUAUGUCAAUUUGAUGGUAGAACUGUACAUACUAUUAAUAAAUACACAUUGUCUCUCUUGCCAGCUCAA